Molecule: messenger RNA, 741 nt
Organism: Symbiodinium sp. CCMP2592
Lineage: Eukaryota; Dinophyceae; Suessiales; Symbiodiniaceae
Source: the annotation of a GenBank genome assembly
AUGCCUCCUGCAGAAGUGACCACUGCACCUCAAACAGUUGAGUUGCCAGGGCCAGACACCUCCACGAACAGUGACUCGACAGCUGGUGCUGACGUGAAUGCCGUUGUGCCCUUUGCGACACCCAAGUCGAAAGCCAAAGCAAAAGCCAAGGGCAAGUCGAAAGCCAAGGCCAAGUCCAAGGCCAGGGCGACGGCACCAAACACAGAGUCGCAGGACGAGGUCGCAGUCGAGGUCGAUGAUGAGGUCAUGGCCGAGGCCGGGGCCGAGGUCGAGGCCGGGGCCGAGGUCGAGGCCGAGGUCGAGCGCGAGGAGGAGGAUGCUCCGAAUGAGUCGAGCAGACCUGCGAACCGGUGGAACCAGGACCUCUGUGUCAUUUGCCAUUCGGAGAUGCCCCCGGGCCAGGCAGGCUGGUUUCGUUUGCCUUUGGUUAAUGAACCAUUGAUAGUGGCAUUGGAAGCGCUAUCGUGUGGCCACCUCUUUCACAGCGAAUGUAUCAAUCGAUACUGUGAGUCGACCGGGCGGAACAAGGCCACCGCUUGCCCUCUCAAGUGUGCGAGCUCAGCCUCUAUGGCAAGGUUCUUUUUGGGUCCGAGGGGGUCCACGGGAAGCAAUGCCCCUGUUCCUGUCGAAGAUGAUGCUAAUGAUGUGGACGCAAUCGUUCAGGAAAUACAAGCUCAACUCGUUGACGACCGCACUCGUGAAGAGGAAGCUCCUGAGGUCAACGACCCCGUGGUGGACUGA